UGACUAAUAAUGUAAUUCAUAUAAAUGAUCAUUUAUUAAAUAACUCACACUCAGAUUCCGGACAGUUAUUAAAGUGAGGUGGGAGACUGUAUUAUAUUUAUUUGUGUUUGAUGAGAGGAAGUGUAGCACGAGGCUAACAGUUAGCACUGUGUGGCUUUGCGCCGCCAUGACUGGAAUUGAACAUCACCAGGAUUUUUAGGAUCAAGUUUCAUGAGAAGAGAUUUUAUUUAUUCAAUUAAAGUUAAAGUCAGUUCACAUCAUCAUGUAGUGAGCCAUGGCGCGCGAGCGGGUGGUGCAGAAGAAGUCAUUCCAGCAGAGUCUGGACGACAUUAAGGAGAAGAUGAAGGAGAAGCGGAACAAGCGCCUGGCGAGCGCGUGUGCUGCAAGUCGAGGACUUUCUAAACUGAAGACCACCGCCUCGGUGAAGCCAUUUGUCCUGAAAAGUGUGCAGGUGAAUAAUAAAGCGCUGGCCCUGGCUCUGCAGGCGGAGAGAGAGAAGCUACGGCAAGCACAAGGGAUCAUUCUGCAGCUGAAGAAAGAACGCCAGGCCCUCAUCUUCCACCUGCUGAUGAUGAAGAGGGCUCUGAGUGCAGGGACCAUAGCCAAAUGUGCACAGACGUCUUCUUCAGAGGAGCCGCAGUUAGUCCUCGUCCUGUCUCCCAGCCCGAGGGGUGUGGAACAAGCUGAGGUGGUCACUGGGGAAGAGGAACUCCGCCCUUUUGAGUCUCUCACACAGCAGGGGGAAGUAGACGAGGCUCUGGGAGGUUCCACUAAUACUACGGCCUCACUGCCUUCCACUGUCGGAAUGCGACGUCGUCGAGAUGGAAGGAAACGUUCUGAGCGAAGGCGGAGCUCACUAUUUAACCCCGCCUCUGUUGAUGCUUGUGUAAUGGAAGAGGUGGAGCCUCAGAGCUCUGACAUGGCUGAGUGUCCUGAGCGCCACCUCGAUGCAGGCAUUACAGAACGUACCAGCACUGAUGUCGCUGAGCAUGUAGCUCCUGCUGAAAACACUGCAGCUGGCGGUCAAAGUUCACUCCGGAAAGAUUCAGUUGAUGCAUUUGACUCUGAACUUUCGGACCUCGCAGCCGUGCAGCACUCGACUCCGGAGCCUCCACAGCGCUGUGUGUCCAGACAGACGAAACGGAAAGUGGUUCAGUCGGCUACCAAGCCAGAGCGUGGACGCAGAGUGGAGCGUGCACCGCUGAAGAAACCCUGGGAGAAGCCGCGUGCUCGUUCUAAGAGUCGCACGACGGCGGCCGGUUCUGUUCCCGCUUCCAGUGACCGCUUAAACUCGUCCCUUGGCGGUAACGACACGUUCGACUUCGACUGCGAAGAAGCCAUUCAUGUCACGCCGUUCCGAGGAGGAGGCAAACCCUCAGAAGCCCCUCCCUCUCCUAUCAUAGUUCCAUCCCCUGUUGCUCCGCCCCCUCCCGCCCCAGCAAGUGAGGACUCUCUCCCUUCAGAAGCCGAGCAGGACGCAGACGACAGUCUGUACGUACCGGAAAGGAAGUUGAGACGGACUCGUGAUCCUCCACCACGCCGCGCUCGCUCUAAGAGAAGGUCCGCUCAGACGAGAGGGAAGGAGAACACCAGGCCAAAACAGAAGCACACGGUUCCAGAGAGAUCUGGAAACGUCAAAAAAUGUGCCGAAGCUGAACAUGUCCCGUUGUCGAGCAAAGCAGAGCUACAUCUUCCACACUCCCCUGCUGCAGAGCUGCACUUAACUGAGGCUCAUGUAUCUUUUCCUGCUGUGAAGUGUAACCCAUCAAAUCCAGACCAGGAGUUUGCAGAAGCUGCUGUGUCUGGAAAGAAAGUGUCGUCUCCUCCACCUGAAAUCACUACUGCAGACGUGGGGCUUGUAAUUGACAGUCCUCUGUUUGAAUUGACAAACUGUCCAAACCAAUCAUCAGAGCCGGAGAACAUCAUGUCUGUGGUGAUGGACAAGUCAAGGAGGAGAAAAGGUGGUCUUGUAGUUCGCUCCUGUCUGGGCUUGGCUUUGAAUGAUGUGACCAAUCUCUCUCCUGCAGCCUAUCAGAGGCCUCUCUUGGGCAGAGACUCCACCCCCGGCCUCACCCGCAAAAGACGCUGCACGGGUGUAGUCAGCUACAAAGAACCGUCAAUCAGCUCGAAGCUGCGGCGUGGAGACAAGUUCACAGACACUCGUUUUCUGCGCUCGCCCGUCUUCAAACAGAAAUCUCGACACUCCCUUAAAGCCAUGGAGAAAUACAACGAGUCGUUUGUGGGCUGUCUCUGAACAUUUUACCCUUUUUUUUUAUUACUCCUUUAUGACUUUUAAAUAGUUUUUACUAUGUAAAUGUAUUCUGUGUGUGAUUUUAGUGACAAACCAUGUAAAAUAAAGUUAGUUUUUUUAAUCAUGUUUGGGGGAAAAUGUCUGCCAGCAAAGCAAACAAAGAUUAUAAAUGGUACAUAUAAACCCCUUUGCAGUGAUAGAUAGAUAGAUAGAUAGAUAGAUAGAUAGAUAGAUAGAUACAUAGAUACAUAGAUACAUAGAUAUGUAAUGUAUAUAAAAUUAUGCUCAGGAUAAAAGUACAACAUGGAUUAUUCAACUAAAUGAAUUAUAAGAUAUUGAUUUGUUUGAUCAGGUUACUCUGUUUAUUAUACUAAAUGUUCAUCAUGAACAUUAACAGCUAGAUGUUUUUGUUUAUAGUGCAAAUAAUUUUUUUUGAGCACUUUCUCUAAUGGAAUUUAUAUUCCAGAUGUAGAAAACUUUGGGCUCGUCCGGGAUUUGAACCCGGGACCUCUCGCACCCUAAGCGAGAAUCAUACCCCUAGACCAACGAGCCGCUGGAUAAUGUUCCUAGAGGUUCAUAUCUCCUGCCACGUGCACGUCCGCGGUCUGGAGGUAGGACACGAGUCUGUUACUUGGGGUGUGUUUCAUGCGUCACCUGGUGUUGAAAAACAGAACUGCAACUUUACUGUUUCCUUUCAUUCGUUCACAAAACACAAAUGUUGGUGCCUCCGUGUAUUUCUCCUUUCCUAACACUUGUACUCGAGAAUUAACAACAUAAACUAUGAAAAAGCUAAAGAGAACUACACAUUUAAAAUAGAAGUUGUACAUGUAAAUUGAAGUAACAUAGCAUUAUGAUGGGAAUAAAAGAUGUGGAGGAAAAUAACGGAAUAUGAAUAUAGAAAUAGUCCACACAGUCUGAUAUUUUGAUGCAUACAUACAUUUGCAAAGCAAUUAGAAUAAAUUAUUAUUUCUACAGUUGCUAAAUUGAAGUAAGAUAGAUUAUUAAAAUAAUAAACUUGAGUAUGAGCAGUGAUAGGACUCUCUGUGGAGGCAUUCUUUAUGCAGCAUGUGCAGCCUGAUGAAAAGUAAAAAAAAAAAAAAAAAAAAA
Silurus meridionalis is the source of this 3358-nucleotide messenger RNA. It is a transcript of the gene sgo1, whose product is annotated as shugoshin 1. The record is from RefSeq and is a predicted model, not a curated record. Lineage: Eukaryota; Metazoa; Chordata; Actinopteri; Siluriformes; Siluridae. The coding region runs from base 275 to 2254 and encodes 659 amino acids. Gene Ontology annotation, cellular component: chromosome, centromeric region; nucleus. Gene Ontology annotation, biological process: meiotic chromosome segregation. The transcript is spliced from 11 exons.